Uloborus diversus is the source of this 1014-nucleotide messenger RNA. RefSeq names its product neurofilament heavy polypeptide-like. The coding region runs from base 1 to 1014 and encodes 337 amino acids. NCBI's taxonomy places the organism in Eukaryota, Metazoa, Arthropoda, Arachnida, Araneae, Uloboridae. The record is from RefSeq and is a predicted model, not a curated record. The transcript has 4 exons.
AUGGUUGCUCCUGCGGAGAAAGCUGUAAAUGCUGUUCUGAUGGAACUUGCAAGGCUGCGGAAAGUUGCUCAUGUGGAAAAGAUUGCAAGUGUUGUGCUGAUGGAUCCUGCCAAAGCAAAGAUGGCUGCUCCUGUGGAAAAAGCUGUAAAUGCUGUUCCGAUGGAACCUGCAAGGCUGCAGGAAGUUGCUCAUGUGGAAAAGAUUGCAAGUGUUGUGCUGAUGGAUCUUGCCAAAGCAAAGAUGGCUGCUCCUGCGGAGAAAGCUGCAAAUGCUAUUGCAAGUGUUGUGCUGAUGGAUCCUGCCAAAGCAAAGAUGGUUGCUCCUGCGGAGAAAGCUGCAAAUGCUGUUCUGAUGGAACUUGCAAGGCUGCGGAAAGUUGCUCAUGUGGAAAAGAUUGCAAGUGUUGUGCUGAUGGAUCCUGCCAAAGCAAAGAUGGCUGCUCCUGUGGAAAAAGCUGUAAAUGCUGUUCUGACGGAACCUGCAAGGCUGCAGGAAGUUGCUCAUGUGGAAAAGAUUGCAAGUGUUGUGCUGAUGGAUCUUGCCAAAGCAAAGAUGGCUGCUCCUGCGGAGAAAGCUGCAAAUGCUAUUGCAAGUGUUGUGCUGAUGGAUCCUGCCAAAGCAAAGAUGGUUGCUCCUGUGGAAAAAGCUGCAAAUGCUAUUGCAAGUGUUGUGCUGAUGGAUCCUGCCAAAGCAAAGAUGGCUGCUCCUGCGGAGAAAGCUGUAAAUGUUGUUCUGAUGGAACUUGCAUGGCUGCAGAAAGUUGCUCAUGUGGAAAAGAUUGCAAAUGUUGUGCAAAUGGAUCCUGCCAAAGCAAAGAUGGUUGCUCCUGUGGAAAAAGUUGCAAAUGCUGUUCCAAGGGAACUUGUACGGCUGCAGGAAGUUGCUCUUGUGGAAAAGAUUGCAAGCGUGGUGCUGAUGGAUCCUGCAAAGGCAAAUGUGGCUGCUAAUGUGCUGAAAAUGAUAGAUGUUGUGCUGUUGGAAAGUUGCAAGGAAACCGGAAGUUGCUCUUGCUGA